UAUCGCUUCCCAGGGCUUUGAGUGUGGAUGUGAGUUGUUAGUUAAAAUUGUUACUGCUGAGUGUGAAAGAUUUUUGUAAAUUUUAUUUUUUAUGGAUCCAAGAAUUGCUUGGUAUCCACCUGAACAAUUAGGACCCGCUCAUGAUUUAUGGACGAGUAUUUGGGAACGUUUAGACAACAUGCCUUUGGGAUCAACAUCUGACCAAAAACCUCAAGAUUUUAUUCCUCUGGACAGCCCGACAGACUCAAACACAUUACAUAAGAAGCAAGUAUUGUUACAGAAAAGAAAGAGAAGCGAUAAUCGUGCAUGUACAUUUGGUUUAAACUUUUCAGUUAAUACUAAUGUUUUAAAAGACGGACUUACACCUUGGAAAAAGCCACACAAAAAAUACGGACAUGGUGUCAUUGGAUUACAUGAGGAGAUCAAGGAUUUUUAUGCCUACAUUUCCCCCCAACCUCAAGAAGCAGCAAUGAGAAAAGCAGUUGUAGAUCGUCUCAGAUCAGUAAUAGAAGAACUUUGGCCUGGAGCUAGGGUUGAAAUUUUUGGCAGCUUUAGAACAGAUCUUUACCUUCCUACUAGUGACAUAGAUUUAGUUGUGUUUGGAAAAUGGGAUUCGCAACCUUUGUUUACAUUACAAAAUGCAUUGCUCAAGAAAAAACUGGCAGACCCCUCAUCUAUAAAAGUUUUGGAUAAAGCAUCAGUACCAAUAGUAAAACUUACAGAUGCUGAAAGUGAAGUCAAAGUAGAUGUGAGUUUUAACAUGGACAACAAUCAGAAUUAUGGUGUUGAAAGUGCCCAGCUCAUUCAGAAAUACUUAAAGGAAUAUGAUUGUUUGAAAUACUUGGUGUUUGUUCUUAAGCAGUUUUUACUACAAAGAGAUUUAAAUGAGGUUUUUACAGGAGGAAUUUCUUCAUACAGUCUUACUUUAUUGGCUAUUAGUUUUCUUCAGCUUCAUCCUAGAGAAGAUCCUACUAAACCUAAUUGCAAUCUAGGUGUUUUACUGAUUGAGUUCUUUGAAUUGUAUGGGCGAAACUUCAAUUACCUCAAAACUGCUAUUCGCAUAAAAAAUGGUGGAGCUUACUUGCCCAAAGAAGAGGUUUCAAAAGAUAUGGAUAAUGGCUAUAGACCAUCAAUGUUAUGUAUUGAAGACCCUUUGAAAGCAGGAAAUGAUAUUGGACGCAGUUCAUAUGGAGCUAUGUCAGUAAAGAAUGCUUUUGAAUAUGCAUACCUUGUUCUAAAACAUGCAGUUGCACCACAUAAUGCACAUCUUACCCAUAGCAAUAAAAGCAUCCUGGGAAGAAUUGUCAGGGUGACAGAUGAUGUUGUGGAUUAUAGACAAUGGGUAAAAAGUAAAUUCUCAAAAAGUCUAAAAUUGGUUAAGGAGAACAUCCCUAGCAUGUCACUCAAUGCAGCAGCUUCUGACUUGUUAGAACAACCAGUCCUGCCCUCAUCCAGUGCAAAAUCAAACCGUUUAGGAUCACAACAAAACCCAGAAAUAUCUUAUGCUGCUGUUGCAUCACGUAAUCCAGAGGCAUCCAGGGGAUCAUCUCUCAGUGGAUUAGCAGAAGCAAGGGGCUCUCAAAGUAUGACAAGUCAAGAGGGUAAUGCAGAAAGUGAAGCCAGUGAUUCUUGUGGUAACAGUUCAGGCUACAAGUCUUCAGAUAGUUCACAAGCUGGUUCAGAUGGGAAUGCUAGUGACACAGAUUCAGAAUGCAGCAAUGAGACCAAUAUGUCACGCCAACCACUUCCCAUCUCAUAUCAAAAUGGUGAUAAUGCACCAGGCUCCAAGGCUGGACGUGCCUCAGCAUCAGGAGGACACUACAGUGGUGCUCACAUUCCAAAUAGAGAGUACACAAGAAGUAGAGAGACCUCCAAGCCCACUGUACCACAGUUGAACAACUCAGGGAGCAAACCUGCUCGUGAUACCAGCAACAGUAGUGUAUCUUCCACUCGCUCCAGCAAUGGUAACAGUAAUGGGACAGUUUUUUAUAACAAUCGUCAUUACACUGCUAAUUCAAAUUUUGGAGGAUAUGUUCAACACCCUCAGCAUGAUAGUGCUAUGUUCCAUUCAGCUAAUCAACAACAGUAUCAAUCCAAUGCAGGAUCUUCAAGAGAUAAUAGAGAUACUUUCAUAACAUACAACACAAAUGGUACAUCCCAAUAUUCUCAUCAAAGACCACCCCCAGGUCCUUUGAAUAAUCAAAGACAAGGUAAUAAAGUUUUUAGAAACCAUGGGACAAAUAAACCAAAAAGAAAAAGUGGUAAGAGAGAUAAUUCUCAAAACAGAGGUGGCAGUAGUGCUAGGUGAUGAAUAUCUAAGCUCUGUGGACAGAGCUUAGAUAGUAGAAUUUUAAUCAAGUGCAGAGAUAGGGCUGAAUCAGUAUAGCUUAAUUAAUCACUUUUAGACUGACAUUAUAAAUUUGAUAUUUGUUAAUCAUUAAUUCCGCUAUCAUAUCCUUCAACUUAAACCAUUGUUUUAUUUUUUAAAAUGCAGUAAAGUUUUGUUCUGCUUUUUAAAAAGCUUACAUAUUUUGGAUAUUAAAAUAAGUUUUGUGAUAAGUUACCAUAUAGUUCAAGUAUCUCCAAAGCUUCUCUUCAAUGUAGGAAAGCUGGUACUCUCACCCUAAUAUUGCAGCAUUUUGUAGUUAUGAAAUUAUAUUGUUAUUUAAUUUAUAAACCUAUGCCUUCAAUUUUAAACUGUACUUAAUACAGACUAUUUAAAAAUGUUGAAAUUGCAAUUUCAUCCUCCGUACAGUACUUUAUAUUUUUAACAGUAAUUUUGACUAGUGGUUUUUUUUUUUAAUGUUUAAUUAAUAUAGCAAAAUUGUUAGUUUAGUUUAUACAUUUUGAAAAAUCUAAAUAUUUAUUUACAGGUUACAGGAAGAUAUUUUUGUAUGUCAUAAGAAAUAUUUCUAAUUCUAGUUGAUUUAUCUAUAAAGUAAUUUAAGAAGGUAGUUAAUCUAGUUGUACAUUUUUAAUGAAUAUUUUCAGGCUGCCAUUUGUUAUGUUGUUGAUAAUUAUUAAUUGUUAAAUCCAGUCACUCAAAUGUACAUACUUCAUGUUCUGCAUCCUUUGAUCUUCUUAUGGGUAUGAUAGUAAUUUUUUUGUUUCAUUAUUUAUUAAAUUCUAGUAAUUUAGUUAGAUGCUUAAUAUGCAUUAAGGGGCCAUUACUACAUGAAAUCGCUGUUAAGGCUUUGGAUUAAUGAACUUUUUUUUACUAAUUAUAAAAAGUAAAUGAAUUUCUUUCUUAAUUACAAGUUAGUAGGCAAAAUGUCUUUGUGACUCAUGUUAAUCUUCCGUAUUACCUUAUAAUUAAAAUGCUGAUGAUUCUUUUAAGAAAAUUUAAUUAUUGCUAUAAUACAAUAAACAUCAGUCUAAUUGCUAGCAGAAGCAGAUUUUGAUAAUUUUGUGAUGAGCAUAUGUUUUUGUAUUUUUUAUUUUGGGAGUGUGAGAUCCUUCCUCACUAAUAUAUGUACUUUUAUUAUUACGUUGACAGUUAUUAUAUACAAAUAAAAUAUCAGUUAUUAUGCCAGAGUGGAAAUUAUUUUUGUCAUAAAGUAUAUAAAAAAGAAAUCAAUUGUCAAAAUAAGUUAUUUAUUCGGUUUUAAAAAUUUCAGUUAUUUUUUUUUUAAUGCCACUCAAAAAAUGUUCAUUUGUUUGUUAUCAUUAGUUAUACUAAUUUCUGUGAAUUCAUUUACCACAGAUUACAAAGUAUGGAAAUUCAGGAAUACUUAAAUUUGCUAUGUCAUAAACAGUGCAAUGUCUUCUGUUCAGAUAAAAAAAAUUGUGACAAAUUUAUGCUAAUUUAUUAGUUUCAAUCUUUAUAAUUAGUCAGCACAAGUUACUAAUUUACAAUCUCAGUUUUAUUCUUUAAAGUAUAGGAUAAUAAUACAUCUAAUUUAUGGCUUAAUAUUUUAACUGUAUUUAAAAUUGAUAAAAAAAUAUUUUGUUUCUAAAUCAAGUUAUAUUUUUGUUAACCUGAAACUAUUUGAUUUCAUAUUUUACUAUUUUUCUUAUGGUUUUCAAACAAUUGUCUCAUUCUGAAUAGCCCUUGUUUUAAAAUAUUUUUCAUGUAAACCUGCUUUUCUUCUGUGCCAAAAGGCUUUCCUGUAUUUUGAGCUGCUCUAAAAUGUGCUAAUGAUGCACAGUUUAUUCAUUAAUUCUAAUUCAUAACAAGGAUUAACAUGUGAUGCUCGCACUAAUAUUAAUCAAGCAAAUUUUUUAAUGUGCAAAUAACUUCAAGCAUUCUUACAUUUUAACUAUUUAAUAUCCUUUUUAGCAGAAGAUCUAAGCAGAAAAGGCCUUUUUUUUUUUUUGUUAUUAAACUUGUGAUUCUUAUUUUUUUUUCAUUAUUGUUGAUUUGUUAUUUUUGUACCAGUUUGAACAUCAUUUUUUUUAUAUUCUGAAAGACUUGUGAUUAUUUAAAACAUUUUUUGGUUUUUGUCAGAAUUGUAUUCUUUUACCUCAAACUUUUUUAUUUUUAGUGGUGUUUAGAGGUAUUAAAAGUAAUAAAACAAAAAUAAUUAUUUUAGCUUGCAAAGGCUUAAACUUUUAAGUGUUUUAAGAAAUACUUUAAUGAUUUAUCAACGCAUACAUGCACUUAAAGAUUCAUUCCAAAACGUAAAGCAGUAUUAUGUUUGUAAUUUAAUUAUUCUAACUAAUGUAGUUGAAAGACAAGUAACAAGCAAGAAUAUUUAGUUUUCUAUAGAAAGACUAAAACCUGUUAAAUAUUUAAGAGUGAUCAAAUUUCCAUUUUCUGAAACAAAUUACUAAAUUUAACCAUUAGAAGAAUUGUUGCAUAUAAAACAAAUAGCCUCCUUCCGUUGCCUUGCUUUCAUGUUUGAAUCCUUCCAAGAUGACGAAGCUACAAAAAGUGUGUACUUACACAGAUCUAUUAUUGUAACAGAUUAAACAUUGAUUCGUGCUAUGCAUUUGUGUAAAUAAUUUUAAUAAGAAUGUAAAUAUAAUUUUAGCUAAAUGGUUGUUUAACCUGUUUUAACACAACAAAAUCGUAUUUCAAAAUGUAUGUCUUAUUUAAAAAUACUGGCUAUUGUUUGCAACAUUGGGUAACAAACUGAAUUCUUAUUUUUGUAUGCCUUCUAGACAUGGUGAACGGAUUAGAGUAGUGUUAGACUUGACUGCAUUUUUUAUUAAAGUUUUUGCAGAAGCAGGGAAAAAAUGUCAUGCAAUUGUUCUCAUGUACAAGUAAAAUACUGCUUCGUUUGUUUUUUUUUCUUUGUUGAAACAAAAUGAUUUUUGUGUGAAAAACAAAGGUGUUUUAUGAACAUGCACUUGCCUGGUAUUUUAAAUCAAAAUUAUACAUGAUUUCUUGUUAACAUUUUUUAAAGUGAACACCAAUAGAAAAAUACUGGACAUAUUCAGCUUCUGUUUUUAAACAAUUUUAAAUGCUGCUCACACCGGAAAAUGUCAUGAGUUUUUCAACCACAUUUUAUGGGGGUGUCUUUUUUUUUUUUAUUAAAGGCAGGUACAUUUUUUUCUAAUUCACUCAGUUUUAAGUAAUGACAAUCUUCCGGUGUUAUCUUGUACAAAUUUGUGUUUAUUUGGUGUGAAGAGUUUUAACAUUUUAAAUCAUCCUUGACUUUUUAGUGCUUGAAAUAUAACUGUCAUUGUAUUGCGGUUUCAGUGAUUGUCAGUGCAGCAAGUAGAUUUAUAAUUUUCAAAAUAACUAUUGUCCAUUCUUCUUUACCAAGGAUUAAAACCAGACUUGAUCUUCAAUAGUUGCUUAAUCUAUUAAAACACGUUCAAAACGAGAUAUUAAAAUAAUUAUUUUAAAUACUUUUUCAAAAAUGUUAUUUGCUGAAUAGAAAUACCUUCGUUGAUAAAAUGGUGUUAAAUGUAACUGACGUUCAUGCAUUUUUAUUUUUUUACAUAAAUUGCACAAUAAGCAGUUCAUUUACCCAGGAAGUUGUUAAAAUAUAACAUGUUGAGCACAAAAAAAUGCAUUAGCUUUUCACUGCUACAUACCAUUAUCAUUUAUUUAUAAGAAAAUUCAAGCUACAAAGGGGUUCAAAUAAUCAAAUUAUAUGAAAAAGUAUUAUAAUAUUGUUAAACUUCCAGAAUUACCUGCAGAUGAUUAAACCUUGUUUCUGCUUGUUUAAUUCAUAUAGAUCUAGUUAUUAAAAUGUGGUUUUCAUAGGAUUCAUUUGUAAUUAUAACUGCUCUAAUUUAUAAAGUGAUUAUAGUAUUCAUAAUAAUUAACUUCUUGUUAAAAUAUCUCACAAUAUAUCAUACCAUGUUUUUCUCAUUUCAAAGCAAUUUAAAGAAAUUGUUAGUGUUUUCCCCUUAAUGUUCCAAUCACCAUAUCACUUCAUAAAACUGUGUGCUGUUCAACUAAUUUAUUUAUUAGUUUAAAAAAUUAGUCAUGUUUAAUUAUAUUUAAUGAUUAGUGUUUUUCUUUGAAUGUAUGUUAAGUAGGGCCUGAUGACUAUAUUUUGUAUACAAGGAUUGUGUGUAGAAAAUGACAGUAUUUUUAAGUUCAAUGGAAACUAUUUAAAAUGCAUCCUAAAAUAAAAAAUUUAAAAAAAAAAACUAAAAAAGAAAAAAAAAAGUUAACAAAACAUAAAUUACCAAAAAAAAGGAAAUAAAAAACAUUUAAAUGAAUCCCAGUG
Messenger RNA from Physella acuta, 6629 nucleotides. Its product is annotated as terminal nucleotidyltransferase 4B. Gene Ontology annotation, molecular function: mRNA binding; poly(A) RNA polymerase activity. NCBI's taxonomy places the organism in Eukaryota, Metazoa, Mollusca, Gastropoda, Physidae. The record is from RefSeq and is a predicted model, not a curated record. Gene Ontology annotation, biological process: RNA 3'-end processing; polyadenylation-dependent ncRNA catabolic process. Gene Ontology annotation, cellular component: nucleolus; TRAMP complex.